This is a messenger RNA of Andrographis paniculata, 1340 nucleotides long. RefSeq lists its product as uncharacterized. The transcript is spliced from 5 exons. The record is from RefSeq and is a predicted model, not a curated record. Lineage: Eukaryota; Viridiplantae; Streptophyta; Magnoliopsida; Lamiales; Acanthaceae. The coding region runs from base 250 to 1197 and encodes 315 amino acids.
CCUUCAGGCUUCAAGUAAGGCAAUCCCAUCCCCAUCCCCACAAAUAAGGAUACUAUAUAUAUAUAUAGUGAUUUGUUUUGAUCCAUCCAUCCAUCCAUCCGUUGUCCUGAUCUCCUGCGGUCCACCCCUUAUUCUUCUUCUUCUGUUUAUCAUUCACUCCCUCAUUUAUCACCACUUCUUCUUCUUCUUCUUCUUUCUUCUUGGUACUGUAGUACUAACUAGUACCGGUACUGUAUAAUAUAUAUAUAUAUGGGAGGCUCAGGGUCAGGCUCAUCCUGUCUCAGCAUCGUCUCCCUCGCCGGGGCCUUCCUCCGCCGCUCUGUGGCCGCUGCUGGGCUCUCCUCCCACACUGUUGCGAUCGACGACGACACCACCAUCCACUUCUGGGGUCCUGCGGUGAGUGCGACCUCUUCCAAUUCCAAUUCCAAACCUAACCUGGUCCUCAUCCAUGGGUUCGGCCCUGAGAGCAUAUGGCAAUGGCGCCACCAAAUGUGCUUCUUCGCCCCCUUUUAUAACGUCUACGCCCCCGACCUGCUCUUCUUCGGCGACUCCUACACCAAGUCCCCCGAGAGAUCCGAGCUCUUCCAGGCCGCCUGCUUGGUCAAGCUCUUUGACAAACUCGGACUCCGCCGGUACUGGGUAGUAGGCACGAGCUACGGGGGAUUUGUGGCGUACUGGAUGGCGAGCAUGUGGUCGGAGAGGGUAGAGAAGGUGGUGAUCGCCAGCUCGGCCGUGAACAUGGUGGCCACCGACAACGCAGACCUGCUCAAGAAAGCCCAGGCGGAGAAGAUCGAGGACCUGCUGCUGCCCACCACCGGCCGCCGCCUUCGGACCAUGCUCGCCUUCGCCCUCUACAAGCGGCCCCCUGUCUACAUCCCCGCCUUCUUCCUCGACGACUUCAUCGACAAACUGUACUCCGAAAAUAGGGCGGAGAAGCUGCAGCUGCUGAAAGGAUUGAGCGUGGGAAAGAGCGACCAUCCCCUUCCAUUAUCUCCACUCUCACAGCAAGUGUUGAUUGUGUGGGGAGAGCAUGACCGGAUAUUCCCAUUGGAGAGAGCCAGACAGCUGCAGAAACUGCUGGGGGAGAGUACUCAAUUGGAAGUGAUGGAGAAGACGUCACAUGUGCCCCAACUAGAAGAUCCGCAUAAAUUCAACUUCAUUCUCCGCAGCUUCUUCUUACAGCCCCAGCUGCAAUGACAUACAUACCUGAUACCUGAACCUGAUAGGCUGAUACUGCCUUCUUUCUUAUUAUUUAUAUAGAUAAAAAAAAUAUAAUAAUAUAUAGGUUAUAUAUGUAUGUUACGUCGUUGAUCUAGUAGUCUGUUUGCAUCUCUCUUCAA